AUUUGACUGAUGACGUAGGACCUUAAAGGGCCACCCACUAACAGCAGCACGGAGCUUUCAUGCCGGACGCCGGAGCAUGAAGGGAACCUAAACAGCUCUGUGUGUUGUUUGCUUGUUAGUUGACGAUGAUCGCUGCGGCUGUUGCUAAUUAAAAGUACAACUUCGUUUUAAAACUACCGGCUGCGGACUAAGAUAAGAAACCACCGGAUGAAACAGUGUUACCGGGACGACUAAGCAGCAGUGUCCAGACUGUAGACCGAGAGCAGACAUACCGUAUGUGCUAGUGUGAUGUCUGUUUGUCCUUUUUCCACUGCUCCCUGUCCUGCUCACGAAACCAGAAUAUUGUGUUUCUGAGGUGUAUGCCAUUUCUACAUUCUUCAGUGAAGAUGGCAGGAGUGUUUGACAUAGACUUGGAGACUGAGGACAUAAGCGAUACAGAGGAUGAUGAUUGUGACUUCACUGUGACACAACCAGAGAAUAUUCAGACAGAGGAGGUGGAGUUGACCAGUGAGAGUGUCAACAGAGACAGUGAGAGAGUUGGACCUGACUGCUUUGAGCUUUUGACUGUGCUGGGAAAAGGAGCCUAUGGCAAGGUUUUCCAGGUGAGGAAGGUUCAAGGUGCCCAGAUGGGGAAAAUAUUUGCCAUGAAGGUCCUGAAAAAGGCUAAGAUAGUGUGUAACGCUAAGGACACGGCCCAUACAAGAGCAGAGCGUGAGAUCCUGGAGACAGUGAGACACCCGUUCAUUGUGGAUCUGCUCUACGCCUUCCAGACUGGGGGGAAGCUCUACCUCAUACUGGAGUGUUUGAGUGGAGGGGAGCUGUUCAUGCAGCUGGAGAAGGAGGGUAUCUUCAUGGAAGACACUGCUUGUUUCUAUUUAGGAGAGAUCACAUUGGCCCUAGGUCAUCUCCAUUCUAAUGGAAUUAUUUACAGAGACCUCAAACCUGAAAACAUCAUGCUUAAUCGCCAAGGACACAUCAAGCUGACUGACUUUGGACUGUGUAAGGAAUCUAUUCACGAUGGCACGGUCACACACACCUUCUGUGGCACCAUAGAAUACAUGGCUCCAGAGAUCCUGACCAGGUCUGGUCACAACAGAGCGGUAGACUGGUGGAGCCUGGGGGCCCUGAUGUACGAUAUGAUGACCGGAUCACCUCCUUUCACUGCUGAAAACCGGAAGAAGACCAUUGAUAAGAUCUUGAAGUGUAAACUCAAUUUGCCCCCAUACCUGACCAUUGAUGCCAGGGACCUCAUCAAGAAGCUGCUGAAGAAGAAUCCAGCCCAGAGACUUGGCUCCAGUAAAGCACACUGUGCUGAUAUACAGAAACACCCGUUUUUCAAACACAUUAACUGGGAUGACCUGUUGAACAAGAGAGUGGAGCCGCCCUACAAGCCACAGCUGCAGUCAGAGGAGGACGUUAGCCAGUUUGACACCAGGUUCACCAGACAGACACCAGUGGACAGCCCAGACGAUACCUCACUCAGCCACAGUGCCGAGCUCGCCUUUGCUGGUUUCACCUACGUGGCUCCAUCGGUCCUUGAGAGCCUGAAGGAAGGAUUCUCAUUUGAACCCCGAACAAGAGCUGUACGCCGACACAACAGCAGCCCACGCACACCCAUCAGUCCCCUGAAAUUUUCCCCUGCAGGACCCUUCAAGUCGAGCAUUUACAAUGAGCCCGAACUUUCCUCUCCCACCUCUCCAAUGGGAGCAGCUCCAGUUCCUGUGCCGCAGGAAAACGGAGCUGCCAGUCAGCCAAUCAGGACCCCUGCCAGGAACAAGAAGCAGAGGGGACAUCGGAGAUGAGGAGGAAAUAUUCACAGAGCCAGCCUGCACCGCAGGACUUUGGCCAGAUUGACAUUUUCCAUAGUGAGUGCUGAGGCACAGAGCUGCAGUGCUUUGUUUUUGCUUAUAUCAUGCUUGAGUGGUUUAACUUAGAAGUCUCUGAAAAGCCAAAAUCACAGGUGGAAAGCUGUCGGUCUGGUUUUCCUUUCUCUCAUAUUAUACGAUAUUCAUCUUUCUAAACUAAUACAGUACUACUUGGGCCUUAUUGUCUAGCACUUCCUGUUCAUCAUUAUGACAAGAUCACCUCACACACAGUCUGAAUUUUCAUGUUUUCUUUUCUCAAGCCCAGUACAAGUACCUCAGUUUGAACAUUUGUCUUAGAUGGUCAGUUUAUUGCAUAACGCUUGAGUUUACAGCUUCUUUUUGCCUGCACUUCAAGUGCUGUAAAACUGUGGCGCUAUAUAUAUAUAUAUAUAAUAUAUGUGAAUGCAAUAACAUAUAUCAAACAUUUUAUACAAAUGGCACUAGAAAGAAGCAGCACAACCAUAGAUUUUUCUUCAGCCACUUCCCUAAAUGUGCCACUAGCUGUUAAGGUCAGAAAAAUAAUGGAUUCAUUGGUGUUUCUUUUUGUAUGUACAUGCUAGUAUAAUUACUACAAAGGGAAGCUGAGACUUAGUUUUUUUCAGUUAAAUUAUUUCUUCAGCUUUUAAUUAGUUCAUGACAGUUUGCGCAAUGAGGUCAGCUAUCACGGGUUGACGUUUUAAUUAGAGAACUGAUAAAGGAUCUGUUGAUUGAAUUCCUGAUUCUGUUCCAUUAAGGCUUUAAUGUUAAACUGACCUUGGGCUGUCAGAUUAUCAACUAACAUUUGGCUGCACAACCAGAAUAGGAAGAUUAGGUCAUGUGUUGGGGUGUCGCUGUAUCAUAUAGAAGUCUACUGAAUGAAAUGCUGCAUCACACAUAAGAUAAUGUAUUCCUGAUUCUGUACUGAACAUUUCUGUCAGAACCUAGGGUGACAUUCAUCAGUGUUUCCCACAGUGAACCUUCAUGUCUGCAGCUGAAGCUUUUCACACCUUAUCCUCAUAUUGUACAAACGGACCAGUCACAGUAUAGCAGAGUACACUUAAGAGAGAAACGCUGUAUUUAUUAAUGUGGCUCAGCCUUUAUUAAUUUGGGCCACCCAUCCUCAAACUUGUAUAGUAAUCACAAUAUCACCAUGUGUUCACAAAAACAUUGAGCCAUGUGAUGAAUAUGUUCUACAGUCAGAGUUGGCUGGUAAAAGUGGUGCUCUCAGAACACAAAAUGUUGUAUAAAAACUUUAUUUUGGGCUAUUGAACAAACCUAUUUUUACACAUGAAACCUAGGUCAAAUAGUAUUAGGAAUUAAAAUCCUAGAGCUUGUUGUGGCCUGACAUACCUGUAAGUGUUGAUACUGGGUCAGCCAAACGCUCAUUUGGUAUUUGGAUGCAUCACAGACAGGUUAUGAGGUUUAUUUGAUGAUAGCUGUUUUGUUGUUAUUUUAAAAUAGAUUACUCAUAGAUUGAGGUAAAUUGUUCCCAAUUCUCACCCAUGGUACUAUGGUUUGUAUUAAUAAAAUCCAUAAAUAUCAGUCAACUUUGCAUGAGCCUUUAGAGACAUAAACAGCCGAGAUGAAUUAUCUUGAGCAGGGGUUGUAAGUGCAAAGUUUGCAAAUGAAUUAUGGUGACAAAGUUUAACAAAAUAAUUUAGUUCUUAUUAAUAUUCGAAGAAGUAUACUUAAAAUCUUUAAGUCACUGCCUUUAAUUCAGUAGGUAUUUAUAAUUCGAGGCAAUGGUGAUGGGCACGUAUUAGAUUGGGGUAAAGAUGGGGCAAAAUGGAAAUUUGAUGGGGUGGAAAUGCCCUACAAACGUACAUGAAUAAUAUGGCUGAAGAGGUUAACCUGUCCUUACAUUCAACACGUUACCUGUCUGUCAUGGACUUCACUGUGGAAUAAUGAAUGUAGUUUAACUUUAAUGGUCAUUAACACUGUAUAGAGACCCAAGGUGUUUGAUAUCACAUAAAGGAAUAAUGCGUAAAUAAAUAAUCAUCUGAAGAAAUGCAGUUAAAAUUUGUGACAAAAGCAUGAAAAUGUUAACAACAAAUCCAGUAAAUCUAUCUGCUAAAGCAUUUAGCUCAAAGCAUCACAGUGUGCAACUUCACAGACAUGCUAGUAAAACUGUAGACCGGUAGUCUUGUUAACUCGUCAGUAUUAAUUGGCUGGCUGCUCAUUCACACUGAAAAUAGACUUGUGCAAUAAACAGGCCAUGAAAAAUUGAUAUUUUGAAAUGAAAGCUGUUGGACAAAAACCAGCAAAAAUGUUACUGUGUAAAGAAGGAGGAUGAAAUAACAUUUCAUAAUAAGCUGAGAUUUAAAAAUGGAUUAUUACAGUGUCCUGAUUAUAUAUUCUAGGUAGAUUUUGUUAGGCCUUAUUUAUUUGAUACUGAACCCUGUGGGUCUCUGUAGCAUUAGGCUGACUUUUUCCUUUUUUCACUUAAAAAAAAGAUCCUCUUAUUCUGCCCCUGCUUGUCGGUUUGUCCUGCUCACAGCAGUGGCCAACAGGUCCCAAACAUAAUGUCCUCCUACCCUCUCCACCAGCCUUCUUUCAUUAACAACUGGCACAGUUUGUCCACGUCUGAUCCUGAGCUGUGAUCAAGCAGCCUGUGCCACUGCUGUUUUGCUCUGAGAAAUGGGCAACUUCACACUGCAAUUUGUUUCUGUAAUGACACUGGAAACGUCCAGAAUGAGCCGUGGUGCAUCAUGAAUUGCAAACAAGGUAUUUGUAAUGCAGGGUGAGCUGACACAGGGCUUUGUUGUUUUUUACUCCCCUUUUGUAUCAACUAACCAUUUGCUACAACUCCCUUUAUGAGGUUGGACAAUAGGAACAACUGGUCAUUGUGAUCAGUUUUGUAUAUUUAUGUACAUAUAAUAUAAUAAUAGCACUGUAAAAGGAAUUCUACACCUCUGGAAUGUAUAUUCUAAAAAUUGAAUUGAGAAAAUAAGAUUGAGUGAGAUUUAUUUUCUGUGACCAUUGCAUGAUUUAUCUUUUGGUUGUAUUAUUAUCUCUGAUAACUAAUGA
Monopterus albus (swamp eel) is the source of this 4871-nucleotide messenger RNA. Its product is annotated as ribosomal protein S6 kinase beta-2-like. Gene Ontology annotation, molecular function: ATP binding; protein serine/threonine kinase activity. Bases 360 to 1802 code for a protein of 480 amino acids. The transcript has 17 exons. Gene Ontology annotation, biological process: protein phosphorylation; signal transduction. Lineage: Eukaryota; Metazoa; Chordata; Actinopteri; Synbranchiformes; Synbranchidae. The record is from RefSeq and is a predicted model, not a curated record.